AUGAGUGUAGAAGUUAUCUAAAAUUUUGAAAUAAAUGAUUUAAAAUAAAUGUUAGUUUUCAUCUCUUUAGCAGAAGAAGGUAGAGAAUAAUUUGAAUUUUUAGCUGGUACUCGAUACGCGUAUAGUUAGGUAGAUAGGAGUUCAUUAAGUGCUUAGGUAGCUAAAUUUUUAUAGGUAUCAUAACAAAACGGCUAAAAUGAAAUUAAACAAGAAUUAUUUGCAUCUCUGAUAAACAAAGCAUCAUAAAAACCUUUUAGAUACAUCGAAGAACUUUCAAAAAGCAUAAAUUAAUAAAAAAUUAGCAUAAAUAAUAGUGAAUCAAAUAAUCAAGAUAAAAAAUCUGUUUAGGAUGAUGAAAAUGAAGAGGAAGAAGAAAAAUAAAAGGACAUAAAAGAUAAUAAAGACAAAUCAAAUGAAAUUCCCUUUAAUGAAAGAUAUAAUACUUAUUAUAUGUGCAAUAUUUGCUUUGAUUAAACAGUUAGUGAAUAGUUUUUUUGCUUAGAUUAUAAUUUUUUGAUAAAAUGCCCUUGUACUGACUGCUGUUACUAAAUUCCAUAUUAGAUCUUAAGUGAAGUUUUAAAUAAAGAUGAAUUAGAAGCGUAUGAACUAAAAUCACUUACAACAUUUCUUAGUUAGAAUUAGGCUCAACUAUUGAAAGAUAAAAUAUCAGAUAAGAAUUAAAACAUAUCUUCUUAUAAUACUAAAAUUGAUACUGAAUAAAAAUAAUCUGAAAUAAACUAAAUUUAAGCUUUAGAUGUUGAAGAUAAUUGGGUCUGUGAAAUAUGUUACGAAAAUAUGAUAAGUCAAGACUACAUGUCUCUUAAUUGUGAUCAUAUUUUCCAUAAAAAUUGUUUAGCUAAAUAUUUUACUUCCUAAAUAAACGAAAAGAAAUUUCCUUUAAAGUGCCCAAAUUCUAAUUGCAUUUUUCCUAUAGAAUAGUAGGAUUUAAGGGAAGUUUUGAAUGAAAUUGAAAUUUAAAGAUAUGAGAAAUUUAGCUUGUAAAAUUAUAUUGACUCAAACGCAGAUGAAAUCUCUUGGUGUCCUACUCCUAACUGUGAAUUUGCUUUCAUUAUAGAGAAAGAUUAAAACCAGCUUAGUUGCCCUAAAUGUAAUAAGUCUUAUUGCUUAAAUUGCAAAUGCGAUUUUCAUUUUGGAUAAACUUGCUAAGAAUAUAAAAUAUCUUACAACUUUUCAGAAGAUGAUUAGAAAUUUGAAUAAUUUGUGAUUGGCUAAAAAUUUAAGAAAUGCUCAAAAUGCAAAAUGUGGGUUGAAAAAAACUAAGGAUUAAGUAACAAUUAGUAAAAUAGAUAGCAACAAAAUAUUUUUUAAUAUUAAAUGAAUAAUUCAAGCAGAGCUAAUAAUUUUGAAUAAUUAAAUAAUAAUCGUAACCAUAUUAAUCCUAAUCAAAUGAAUAUAAAUUAAUUCUAGACAAGCAAUACUUUAAACAAUUCUCUAAAUAGUUAAGAUUAAAUAAUCAAUUAAAACAGAGAUAAUAACGACUUUGAUGAUUUUAUUUCUCAAAAUGAACUUUUUUAUUUUAACAGAGAUCACAAUAACUAAAAUUAAAAUAUAUAUGAUAGUAGAAAUAGAUUACAUUAAAAUUUAAGAAAUUAAUUAUAAAUAGUUAGCAAUUAAAAUAAUUAAAUGGGUUUUAACACUAAUGAAAUCAGUUAAAUUUAAAAAAAUACAUUAACAUAAUAAAAUAAAAAAAAUAAAACUAAAAGCUCAAACAAUAUAUCACUUUAGAGUAAUGAAGAUGAAGAUUAAGAUAUUUGA
This is a messenger RNA of Tetrahymena thermophila SB210, 1776 nucleotides long. Its product is annotated as IBR domain protein. Gene Ontology annotation, cellular component: ubiquitin ligase complex; cytoplasm. NCBI's taxonomy places the organism in Eukaryota, Ciliophora, Oligohymenophorea, Hymenostomatida, Tetrahymenidae. Gene Ontology annotation, molecular function: ubiquitin conjugating enzyme binding; zinc ion binding; ubiquitin protein ligase activity. Gene Ontology annotation, biological process: protein polyubiquitination; positive regulation of proteasomal ubiquitin-dependent protein catabolic process; ubiquitin-dependent protein catabolic process. The transcript is spliced from 9 exons. The record is from RefSeq and is a predicted model, not a curated record.